AUGGAAGAAGAUGUGAAGUUGGAAAGUGCCAACGAUAACCCCAAGCCAGGAGCUAAAUUAGACAGGAAUAUCUCUGUCAGCGAGUUUUCCUGCAAUUGCUGUUAUGAUAUCUUGGUGAACCCUACCACUUUGAACUGUGGGCACAGUUUUUGUAGGCACUGUUUGGCCCUCUGGUGGGUUUCAUCAAAGAAGACUGAAUGUCCUGAGUGUCGCAACAAAUGGGAAGGAUUUCCUAAAGUAAAUAUUCUGCUAAGAGAUGUGAUAGAAAAACUAUUUCCUGAUGCCAUCAAGGAGAAAUAUGAAGACCUUGAGCAGAACAGUGAAAUUACGCGAGCCUUGCAGGCUUUCAAUAAAUUUGGAGAUGAGCAGAACCAAACGUCUUCCAGAUCAGGACGAGCAAAUGUGAACAGAGGAGGAGGAUUCUUUUCAGGGGUGUUGACUGCUUUAACAGGGGUGGCAGUUGUGUUACUAGUGUAUCACUGGAGCAGUCGAGAGUCUGAACACGACCUUCUAGUUCACAAGCCAGUUUCUAAAUGGACACCUGAGGAGGUAGUGCUUUGGCUUGAGCAGUUGGGUCCAUGGGCCUCGCAUUAUAAAGAACGCUUUUUAUCAGGAAGGGUAAAUGGAAGGCUGCUGCUCUCGCUUGCAGAAGAGGAGUUCUCAAAAGAGCCAUACAGCAUAGAGAGUAACAGUCAUAGAAAAGCCAUUAUUAUGGAGCUGGAAAGAGUCAAAACCCUAGGAGUCAAACCACCUCAGAAUCUGUGGGAAUAUAAGGCUGUAAACCCUGGAAAAUCCCUUUUUUUGUUAUAUGCACUGAAGAGCUCCCCGCGACUCAGCAUGUUAUACAUGUACUUGUUUGAUUAUACAGAUACCUUUUUACCUUUCAUCCAUACAACUUGUCCUCUUAAGGAGGAGAAUGAAGAAGACAUCAUCACCAAGUUUAUAGAUCUCCAGGAUCCAACAUGGACUCAAUGGCGUGAAUUUCUUGUUAAAUACCUAUUUCUUCCAUAUCAACUCCUUGCUGAGUUUGCUUGGGACUGGCUUGAAGUUCAUUAUUGGACCUCUCGGUUUAUAAUAGUAAAUGCCAUGUUGCUUUCAGUGCUGGAAUUAUUCUCGUUCUGGAGGCUGUGGUCAACAAGCCAACUGAGGUCUUUUCCUCGCCUCAUGUGGGGUCAUUUUUGGAAGAUGUCAACGCAGGGGCUUUUUGUUGCAAUAUUUUGGCCUUUGGUUCCACAAUUUGUUUGCAAUUGUCUAUUCUACUGGGCCCUGUACUUUAACCCAAUUAUCAACAUCGACCUGGUGGUCAAAAAAAUCCGCAGGCUGGAAACUCAAGUAAUGUAA
Staurois parvus is the source of this 1341-nucleotide messenger RNA. Lineage: Eukaryota; Metazoa; Chordata; Amphibia; Anura; Ranidae. The record is from the annotation of a GenBank genome assembly.